Messenger RNA from Arxiozyma heterogenica, 2022 nucleotides. RefSeq names its product Gip2p (gene GIP2). NCBI's taxonomy places the organism in Eukaryota, Fungi, Ascomycota, Saccharomycetes, Saccharomycetales, Saccharomycetaceae. The transcript has 2 exons. Gene Ontology annotation, molecular function: protein phosphatase 1 binding; glycogen binding. Gene Ontology annotation, cellular component: protein phosphatase type 1 complex. The record is from RefSeq and is a predicted model, not a curated record. The coding region runs from base 1 to 2022 and encodes 673 amino acids. Gene Ontology annotation, biological process: regulation of glycogen biosynthetic process.
AUGGUAGUAAUAGAACACGAGAAUAGAAACAUUAAUAAAGAUAAAAGUAUAGAAAACUGUGAUUCUUUCAACAGGAGCGCUAAUAGAAGUCAUAAUCAAACUCCUUCACAUAGUACGUUCUCACAUGUCAUAGGAAGUAGUAAUCACAGUAAAGCCGAUGCUCAUAAGUUUCUAAGAAAAAUAUCCUCCGAAUCAAAACUACCGUUAAAAGCAAACAAAUCAAAAGGUGAUAACAAUAAUAGUCUUCAACCUGGUAUUAUCAGCAACCAUCAUUUUAGUUCUGUUUCAAAUUCACGUUCAAAUUUUAUUAGUCCUUUCAUAUCUCCAUCAAAUUCUAAUCUAACACCACCUUCUUCCUCCUCUUCCACUUUCUCCUACAAUAAUAACGAUAAUGAUAAUGAUAAUAAUAACACAAAAGAAAUAUAUUCUUUGAAAUUUUUACAUAAACCACAAAGAGUAAAACAAUUCAAUAGUGCUAGGUUUCCCGAGGAAAUUUUGCAAAGAAAUACAGAUCUUAAUAAACAAAUCACUCUAGAUUUACCCCCGUUGUCCCCCAAAUCUGCUUUGCCCACUGAUCAAGUUGAUCCUCUAAACAAUAUAAAUUAUACUAUAAACAGCUAUGAAAAUUAUGAGAAUGACGCUUUCAAUUAUCUAAAUAAUGACUCAUCUGAUAGCUUUUUGAAUUUGAAUACUCCAGUCUAUAAAAAAUCCGGUGAAUUAGUUAAAAGUUCUCUGAAAAGAAGGUCUAAAUCUUUGCCGUCGACUCCUGCUGCUGCUGCUGCAGGUGCCGCUAAUGGAUUUAACUCAAACAGUGGCAAACAGCCUGUGCUUUUAAGAAGUAAAAGUGUGCAUUUCGAUCAAAGAGCUCCAGUCAAGUAUUUCAUUAGCGAUGAAAGUCCAAUGAAUGUUUAUUCUAAAGAUGAAUUUGAAGAUAUGUUGAAGUUCAAUCUUUUAAAUAAAGCCAAAAAAUUAGGACAGGUAGCAAAAUUGAAUAAUAAUAAUUCAGAUGAUAAUAAUGAAAAUGUAGAUGAAAGUGCAGAGGAAGAUUUGUUGAUUAAAUUUAAAAAAUUAUUGUUGGAAGAAAAACGACACUUGUUACAAAGGGAUCAGCCUGUAGAUAAAGAAUCGGUGAGUGAAGAAGAAACCUCUAUGACAAAGAAUUCAAAUGACAAAGAAAAACCGUUACGAAAAAGCAAGAGGUUUCAAGGUAUUGCCUCAAAACAAAAAAAUCCAAAUCAAUUAGAUGACAACAACACUGUGAAUAAUAAUAAUAAUAAUGAUCAUGAUGAUAAUGAUAAUGAUAAUGGUAAUAGUUCAAGACAGAUUGAUAUUGAUAGAGUACUUCAAUCAAGGAUUAGUAAGAUUCCAUCGGAGACCAAAAUUACGAUUGAUUCCCUUAUGUUAAAUAAUGAUGAUUUGUCUAAUACUAAUAAUAGUAUUAGAGAGAUAAUAAAGGUAAAAUCUAAAAAAAAAGUAUUAAAUAAGAUGAGAACUAAUAAAGUUGUUGGAUUAUAUAAUCAAAAUUUCCCAAUAUUAAGUAAUAAGAAUCCGAAAUCGUUGAAAUUGAAUAUUUUUGUUAGUCUAUCCCAAGAUAAGAAAGUUUUUUUGCAAGAAAUAUCUUUGCAUAUUCAUCAAAGAAAUUUCAUGUCACCAAAUUUUAAAACAAUCGGAUCUGCCACAAAUACUACUAGAUAUAUCAUUGGGAAAGUCAUGGUUAAAAACAUUUAUUAUGAUAAAAGAGUCACUGUAAGAUACACGUGGAAUAAUUGGAAUACUAUCAAUGAAGUAGAAUGUCUAUGGUUGAGUAAUGGUGACAGCGUACUGCCUGGAACGAAUAUGGAUGUAUUUCAUUUCCUUAUUGCGGAUACAAAUAAAAUAGAUACAGUAGGGAAAUUGGAAUUUUGUAUAUGUUAUGUGACAAGAAAUGAUAGAGAAAGAUUAGAAUUUUGGGAUAACAAUGAUGGAAAAAAUUAUAAAGUUGAGGUUGUUAUGAAUGGAUUUAACAAUCCUUUUACUUUGUAA